Molecule: messenger RNA, 294 nt
Organism: Caenorhabditis remanei
Lineage: Eukaryota; Metazoa; Nematoda; Chromadorea; Rhabditida; Rhabditidae
Exons: 3
Coding region: 1-294 (97 amino acids)
Source: RefSeq, a predicted model, not a curated record
AUGGUGCAUCGACCCCUCUUCAUCGCAUUCCUCGCAUUGGUUAUCGUCGUCGCCACGACUUCGGCUAUUUCGCUUCAGCAAGCUGAUGGCCGUAUGAAGAUGUGCCCACCUGGUGGCUCCACCUUCACAAUGGCCUGGUCCAUGUCGUGCUCGAUGCGCCGAAGAAAACGAGAUAUCGGAUCGAUGUUCGAGAAGCGAGCUCUGAUCGCCCCAUCGAUCCGUCAACUCCAAACGAUUUGUUGCCAAGUUGGAUGCAACGUUGAGGAUCUUCUCGCCUACUGUGCCCCCAUCUAA